AUGUACAACGGCAUCGGCCUGUUGAGCGUGCGCGGCUCGGGCACCAGCGGGUACGUGCAGGGCAACAAGUUCAACCUGCGGGGCCCGCCGCAGGUGACCAUCGGCGACCGAGACGACGGCCGCGGCCCGGCGCACAGGCAGCCCAACGCCGACAUCCUGGAGCACAACCGCAAGCGCCAGGUGGAGCUGGAGGUGGAGACGAUGCGGGCGCAGCUGGAGGACGAGGAGCUGCCGGAGGAUGAGAUUGAGGAGAAGCUGGCCGCUUACCGUGUCGAGCUGCUGGCCAAGUCGGAGCAGCAGGCAGCGGCGGCCACGGACAAGCUGGCCCAGGAGACGCACGAGGUGGCGCGGCGCAAGCAGGAGCAGAUGGCCCGCCUCAAGGACGCCUUUGGGUUUGCCGAGGACGUGCACGAGGGCGACGCCUUCAACCGGGAGCUGCAGGAGCAGAAGCGGCUGGACAAGGUGGCGGAGCGGGAGAAGGAGAAGAAGCGGAGGGAGAAGGAGCGGCGGGAGCGGGAGAAGGCGGCGAAGAAGGCGGUGAAGGACAGGGAGAAGGCGGAGAAAAAGCGCAAGCGUGACGAGGAGAAGGCUGCCAAGGAGAAGGAGAAAGCUGCCAAGAAGCUGGAGAAAGAGCGCAAGGCCGAGCAGAAGCGGUUUGAGGACCCCAGUAAGGGGUACUACAGGGUGGAGCUGGAGGCGCCGGAGCGGUACCAGCCCGCCGGCGCCAGCGACGGCGAGGAGGCGAGCGGCGAGGCGCGCGGGCGUAGCAGGAGCCGCACGCCGCCGCGCUCGCCGCCGCGCUCCGCUGCCGCCGCCAAGGCCCGCAGCAAGAGCAGGAGCAGGAGCAGGGGCAGCGCGUCUCGCUCCUCUGGCAGCAGCAGCAGCAGCAGCAGCAGCAGCAGCAGCUCUGGCAGCGACAGCAGCCGCAGCAGGAGCCCACCGCGCAAGCGCCGCCAGGCAGCGUCGCCGCCCAAGCCGCCGGCUGCUGCCCCCCCGCAGCCGUCGCCGCCGCGGCGUGCCCCCUCGCCCUCGCCCCCCGCAGCGGCAGCAGCGCCGGCCGACGGCCGGCAGCGGCGCGAGGAGAAUGGCGGCGGCAGCAAGGCGGCAGGCGGCGGGCGGAGGGCUAGCCCCUCGCCGCCGCGCCGCGCGCGCAGCCCCCCGCGCCGUCGCAGCCCGUCGCCGCCCCGCCGGGCGCGCAGCCCCGCGCGGCGGCGCAGCCCCUCGCCGCCGCGCCGCCGGGAGGUGCCUGCACGCCGCUACAGCCCGCCUGCGCGCCGCCGGGACGACAGCCGCGAGCGGCGGCGCAGCCCUCCGCGCCGCGCCAGCCCACCGCCACGUCGCGGCGCCAGCCCGCCCGCGCGCCGGGCGCGGGACGACAGCCGGGAGCGGCGCCGCCCCUCGCCGCCACGCCGCCGCGACGACAGCCGCGAGCGGCGGCGCAGCCCUCCGCACCGGCGUUCGGCCUCGCCGCCCCGCCGCCGCCGCCGCUCCCCCACCCCGUCCAGCUCCUCUGGCCGCAGCCACUCCUCCUCGGGCUCAGGCUCCUCCACCAGCAGCGGCUCCAGCAGCCGCAGCAGCGGCAGCACCAGCAGCAGCCGCAGCAGUGGCUCCAGCGGGCGCAGCGGCGGGAGCAGGGGGCGCAAGUGA
Chlorella variabilis is the source of this 1647-nucleotide messenger RNA. RefSeq lists its product as hypothetical. The record is from RefSeq and is a predicted model, not a curated record. The transcript has 6 exons. Bases 1 to 1647 code for a protein of 548 amino acids. NCBI's taxonomy places the organism in Eukaryota, Viridiplantae, Chlorophyta, Trebouxiophyceae, Chlorellales, Chlorellaceae.